Molecule: messenger RNA, 5385 nt
Organism: Branchiostoma floridae (Florida lancelet)
Lineage: Eukaryota; Metazoa; Chordata; Leptocardii; Amphioxiformes; Branchiostomatidae
Product: KN motif and ankyrin repeat domain-containing protein 1-like
Exons: 14
Coding region: 23-3709 (1228 amino acids)
Biological process (GO): negative regulation of actin filament polymerization
Cellular component (GO): cytoskeleton; cytoplasm
Molecular function (GO): protein binding
Source: RefSeq, a predicted model, not a curated record
GAGUACAUUUCACUGUGCCAUCAUGAGGAAAGGUGCCUCAACUGUGGACUAUGCUACCAUGAGGGACAAAGACAUUGAGAAACCAGCAGAUGCGGAGUCUGGCUUCGGAGACAUGGAGUCUGACACCCCCGAGGCCAACCCCAAAGUGGACCUGUCCCCGGAUGGCAAGUGUUCGUGUUGUCCGUACGGUUACCACAUCGACCUGGACUUCCUGAAGUACUGCGACGACAUCUCCAAGGGGAGCAACAUCCCGAAGAUCGUGAGACCCAGGAAACCCAAGUCCCCUGGCGGACCGCUGUCUCCUGCCAUGGAUUACCGUGCUAAUACCUUACCGCGAGGCUUCUAUCUGAACUCACAGCAAAGCAAUCUACCGAGACAUGCACCCGUAGUGCCUUCCUCUCCCAUUUCUCCCCUCUCCGUCAACACUUCCCUGUCAUCAGCAAUAAACUCUAUACCGGAAACAGUGAAGGAAACAACGGCUACCAAACAAACUGUUCCAGACCCGCGGGAAAACGCCAGUUCUGUGUAUGGCUAUAACUCUUCUACCCGGAGACCGUCCUUGCCGGGCGACCUCCCGAUACCUUUUACCUCACCGAACUCGAACAGCGUGUUCACGAUGCCCGCUGCGCUGGCUAAUCAGAGCAACAGCGGGUCGUCCAGCUCUCUGUCGUCCCAGCUUUCCACGCAGUCCAGUUCUGGCCAGUUUUCUCCACACAGUGAAAUGUCCGGGGACACGAAGCACAGCCUGGGGGUGCAGACUCCGGCCUCGCUUCUUUCCCCGGGCAGUUCUUCGCGUGGGUCAGGCGCGUCGACUCCGCAGCCUCCAGCGGUGAGCUCUGCCAUGUUGCAGGGCAUCCGGGAACAAAUCGCUGCCAGCCUGAAGAGAAUAAAGGUCCUGGAGGAGCAGGUGAAAGAAAUCCCCGUCUUACAGGUCAAGAUUUCUGUUCUGAAGGAGGAGAAGCGCCUGCUGAUGAUGCAACUCAAGUCGAAAAACGGCGAGCAAAAUCUCAAACCUGAAGACACCAACAAACGGGAGAAGCGGGAUGAUGACAAAGACAGUACGAAGAGAUUGCAUCGAAGGUCGUUAAGCACCGGAUCAUUUCAGAUGUUGGAACAGCAAUGGAAGGAACAACAGGCAGAGCAAGAAAAGCAGAAGCCUUCCAAAGGUGCACCAGAACCUUCUGAGAAGAACGGCACAGCCAAGAAAGCCAAGGUGCCUCCCCCAGUGCCUCCUCGCAGCUUUCGAUCUGUCUCAGUUGGAGACACGACCAGUCUUUCAGAUAUCGUUUGCUACAACAGUGCCUUGCGGACAAGCGUAAACGUGGGCACAAAUACCACGGUACCGUCACGCGACGUAGGGGUUGGUUAUUCCCCCCGGAUGCGCCAUGUCGGUGUAGGAAUAUCCAACGAUUUGCUUCAACAGGAAUUAGGCAUCGUAGAAAACCAGAAGUGCAAUACAGCAGUUGUGGAGACAUCGGAAGUUGGUGUGGGGGUUUCAGUGGAGCAGAGGGCUGUUGCUGUUGGUAACCACACAGAAUCCCGGGAUGUUGGCAUGACAACGGAACCCGAGGUGGUAAAGAAACAGAAAACCAAACACGCCACCCGAAGCAUUGGGGUAAUUGUAGAUAUACCAGAAACGAAAGAUGUUCGGACAGUUGGCGUAGGGAGUGGCUCUAUCUCUGAGCAGGAGAAGCCCCUUGCAGAGACUGCGUCUGUUUCUACAAACACACCCACUGUCAAUACCAUUGAUAAAGUUACCAAUACCGUAGCCGUGAAUCUAAAAACGGUAGCAGUUGGGAAUUUUUCAGUGAAGGACCUUCUGUGCGACCGCUGCGCGGAUGUUAAGACCAAGACCGUUGCAGUGGGAGCGUGUAGUAUUAAGGACACAAUAUGUGAUCGUUGCAAUAACAUGGAGAGUAAAACGGUGGGUGUUGGGCGUUGUACCAUCAACGACACCGUCUGUGACAAGUGUACCAACCUCAAAACCAGGAGUAUUGGCUGCGCGACGUUGGCAAACUGGAAUCAGAAGUCUGUCUCUGUCCUUGCAAAGGUCGAGCAAAGUGACGUUGGCACCGGAGACAGCUCUGUUCUGGAGGAAACAGACUCAGGGAAGGACCAAACGGAGACAAAGGACAUCGGAGUUGGAGAAGACUCCAUAUUCCCCUUGGAGGACGUUAAGCUCCCAGUCCAAACGCAGGUACAGGAAACGGUUAGCAUUGUUUCCUCCCCAACUGAGUCUCGUCCCCCUCUGGAGAUUAUCGAGAGCUCCAGUAGCGAUGAGGUGGAGGAUGAAGACAUGAUUCCUCCUCUCCAACAGGCGAGUAUUAUCAAGACAACAGAACCUCAGGUGGCAGAAGUACAGCCUGUGCACCGGGUUGUCAGGGAGACGGUCGUCAGGGAGACGGUUGUCACGGUUACGUCUCAAGAUGGUUACGAGGAACUGGAUGGUGAAGUGAAGGAAAAAAAAGAGGAGGAAGAGAAAGAGUCUUUAGAGGCUGUGGAUGGAUUUGAGAACAAACAUGCGCUGUCACCUGGCUCGAGCCCCGCCAUCUCCAACUUGCGGCCGUUACGGUCGUGCUUGAAGGGAAAGCACUCCACCAAGAAAGUAAACAUUAAGAAAGAGAUCCAGUUCGUGGGUGUCAACGGCAAUGGCCAUGACGAGAGCAGCAGCGAUGACUCCAGCUCAGAGGAGAGCUCCGAAGAUGAAACCGACGACGAGGACAGCAGCAGCUCUGAGUCAGAGUCCUCCGACGAAGGAGGAUACAACUGCGAACUGGGCAAGGUCAUCAAGAAGGGCAAGGAAGAACAAGGCAAGAAGGACGUCAAGACGAUUUCCUCCUCAGAAAUCAUCUGUGAAGACAUCAAGGAAGCUGGUCAGCUGGUGAGCAGGGAGCUCAAGGAAACGCAUGAGUUGAGCGAGGAACUGCAGGAAGCCUGCGGAGUGCUGGAGAAGCAUGUCACCACGCCCAAAUCUGUGCCGCCUCGGGAACUGAUGAUGGCAAUGAACACGAUCCAGCACGAAUGGAUGAAGGCCGGCGCUCAGAAGACAUCAGAUGUCCACGUGGUGAGGGACUACCUGGCAGCGUUUGAGCAGAUGGCAUCAGGAGUCAUCGGCAAAAUUGUCAACCUUGCAGAUGGAAAUGGUAACACCGCCCUGCACUACUCUGUCUCACACUCCAACUUCGACAUUGUCGAGAUUCUCCUGGAGACAGGCCAAUGUGAGGUCAACAAGCAGAACAAGGCUGGCUACACAGCCAUCAUGCUGGCGUCCCUCGCCAAGCUGCAGGGAGACCGACAAAUGGAGGUGGUGAAGAAACUGUUCCAGUCUGGAGACGUCAACAUCCGAGCCACACAGGCGGGACAAACGGCGCUCAUGCUCGCUGUGAGCCACGGGCGGCAGGAGAUCGUCAAGAUGCUGAUCGAUGCAGGGGCAGAGGUCAACCUGCAGGAUGAGGACGGCUCCACUGCCCUGAUGUGUGCCAGUGAACACGGGCACUUGGAGAUAGUCAAGCUCCUCCUGGCCCAGCCGGGCUGUGAUGCUACCAUCACUGACAAUGAUGACAGCACAGCCCUGUCCAUCGCCAUGGAGGCAGGACACAGGGACAUCGGUGUGCUGCUCUACGCUCAGGUCAACAUGGGGAAAACUGCACCGGGUGGAGGCAAGGGAAGAAGGUUAUCACCCAGCCCAACACGAAGAAAAUCACCUUAGCUGUACUUCCGUGCAUGAAUACAUGAAGAGGAUCCUUUAACUGCUCAUCACCUGGGAGGACCAGUCAUCCCUGUUUAACAGUGGUAUCACCCAGUUUUAUGUUACUUCUAUGUCGGAUGUCAGAUCAUGCCACUUUCAGAACAGGGUAUAUUUUAAAACACUAUUUCAGACAAGAUGGGAAGAUAGUGAAGGGUGAUUAAAUCAUAUUGCCACACCAGUGAAUUUAUGUUCCAAAAUUGCUGCAGUGAUUUAGCAACUUGCACACUCAAGUGGGGCAUAUUAAAGUCUGCCUCAAAUGUUUAUUAAGUAAUGUUACCAGUAUAUUCUGAACCGUCUUACAGUUAACAAGAAAAAAAUGGCAAAAGAAGCUUCAGAAAUGUGUGACAAAAUAUCACAGGACUUAAGCAAAGCCACCGUUGGUGUAUUGAUACGUAUUUGUUGAAGAUACAUGUAACGUUAUGUAUUUUUAGAAGUAGGGAAAAUUUCGUAGCAAGUUAAGAGUAUUCCAUGUGUCAUACUAACACAUAAUAUUAUAUAUUAACAUGCCUGAAUUGUUCUACGUGCUCUCAGCUCUGCUCAGCAAAUGCUUACCACCCCUUUGAUAGAGUGGUACUGACCACAUCUAUGUAGAAUAUGUCUGCUUCCAGAGCAGUCCACAUCCUGUCAAGGGGUGGCAGGACCUGUUGAGCAGUUUAAUGGAAGAAUGUAUUCAAUAUGUUAUUUAUUGUAAGGUUUAAAUAAGAUUUACGUAAGGUACAUGUAUACAAAUACCAUGAUAUCUUUCAUUCAUUACAAUGCAAGGAAGGUUACUAACUAUGGAUACACUGUCAUAAGGUACUGUCCAAGUAGAUGAACUACAUGUACUUCCUUCCGACAUUUAAGAUAUGUAUAGCUGUCUUGUAAACAGGAAGAAUACAAACAGUCAAAGUCCUCUACAAUUAUUAAAACUAGAUUGUAAAAAUAAAUACUGGCCUUACACAGUUGUCGCCAGACACAAGAAAAGCACAAACCGUGCCACCAUGACAGUUGUAAAUACACCACAAACCCAAGAAGGCACCUUUAGUCAACGUUUGAAAGUGCCAUGACAUUGUCAUUUUGACAACAGAAGUAUAAAUUUUAUACCCUCGAGUUAACCACAUGUAUGUCACAUGUAUGGUGAUGGAUAGAAAAAAAAAUGGAAUAUAUUUUGAAAGCAAGAAAAAAGUGCUAUUUUAGUAUUUCAGGACGUAAAUGAUAGCAAUAGUAAGAUUACUUAGUAGUACUAACAUGUUAAUCUGUGAUACAGUUGACCAUGCUUCCUCGUCCUGCUAAAUCAUAGUGAUACUAACAACAUGACAGCUCUGAAUGUUUCAUUGUGAAUACAUAAUAAUUGUGAUGACAAAAUCAGCAUACAAUCUUGAGAAGCUAGAGAGGGUUGUUGGUGUGUGUGUGUGUGGCCUAUGGUCGAUCUGCAUUGCUGAAUUUGACAAAAGUGCAUGCAGGACUUGAAACUGCAGUUCUUGUGUAUACUACCAGGUGUCCUCAUGAAAUUUGAAGACUUGCAUUUUUGGUGAGGCCCAAACAGUGGGCACACUUUAAAGCCAAGAGAAGGGCAAGGAAAAUGUAUUUGAUAGCAUAAACGCUUCACCACAGUGUAUCUCUCAUCACAUGGUUGUUGAAAUUGGUCUACCAGGGGU